UCUCAUUAUCUCUGCCUAAGCUAAUCCACCAGGAACAGCACCUCCAAGUCAUCCAUACCCUUUUAUACAUGUUGUACUCCACACAUCAUACACACAGACUUACUCAUUAUAUAUAUAUAUAUAUAUUCACGGUUAUAUAAUACCAUACACUAAACAAAAAGAUGUCGGACGUGCAUGAUACGAUGUUGCUGGGCUCAGAGGGAAUCAAGAAAACCAUCCUGUAUGGAGGGACCGGAGACAUCCCAAAACUCACUACUGGGGCAAAGGUGACAUUCCACUUCCGCACCCAGCUGUGUGACGAUGAUCGUACAGUGAUAGAUGACAGCAAAGUGGUGGGGACUCCCAUGGAGAUAGUGAUCGGCAACAUGUUUAAACUGGACAUCUGGGAGACCCUGUUGGCGUCCAUGAGGAUUGGUGAGGUCGCUGAAUUCUGGUGUGACAUUAUUCACACUGGGAUUUAUCCACUUGUGUCCAAGAGUAUGAGGCGCAUAGCAGAGGGAAAAGACCCAGUUGACUGGCACAUCCAUACAUGUGGUAUGGCCAACAUGUUCGCGUACCACAGCCUUGGCUAUGACGACCUGGAUGAGCUGAUGAAGGAACCAAAACCCCUCUACUUUAUCCUGGAACUGAUCAGGGUCCACCACCCCAGUGAGUACAACAGGGAGACGUGGGCUAUGAGUGAUCAAGAGAGGCUGAAGGCCGUUCCUGUGCUGCAUGGUCAGGGGAACAAGUUGUACAAACAAGGACAGUACCAAGAGGCCACACAGAAAUACAAGGAAGCCAUCAUCUGCUUAAAGAAUGUUCAAACAAAGGAGAAAGCAUGGGAGGUCCCGUGGCUGAAGCUGGAGAAGAUGGCCAACACCUUAACAUUCAAUUACUGCCAGUGUCUGCUGCGCAUGGAAGAAUACUACGAGGUCAUUGAGCACACCAGCGACAUUAUCAACCAGCACCCAGGUGCAGUGAAGGCCUUUUACCUUCGAGGCAAGGCCCACAUGGAAGUGUGGAAUGAGGCAGAAGCCCGGCAAGACUUCAGCAGGGUGCUGGACCUGGACCCCGGCAUGAAGAAGGCCGUCAAGAAGGAGCUGGGGGUGCUCAACAUGCGCAUGGAAGAGAAAAACCAGGAGGACAAGAACAAGUACAAGGGCAUGUUCUGAGCGGGAGAGACUGCAGCAGACGUUGGAGAACAAGAGAAGUGAUGGGCUAAAGAAGAAGAGUAAAGCUUUGAAAUCACUGAUCUCCAUGUUUCAUUUUACCUUCAACCAACAAACCCAACUCCCUGAAUUGACUGUCACUCCCUUAUGAAAUCAUAAACCUUUCAACCUGUCUUUCUCUUUCCUCCAAACCAUGACUGAAACAAUCUAUAUAAGUUAAAUAAAGGACUGUUCACCC
This is a messenger RNA of Dicentrarchus labrax (European seabass), 1389 nucleotides long. It is a transcript of the gene aipl1, whose product is annotated as aryl hydrocarbon receptor interacting protein-like 1. NCBI's taxonomy places the organism in Eukaryota, Metazoa, Chordata, Actinopteri, Moronidae. Gene Ontology annotation, molecular function: peptidyl-prolyl cis-trans isomerase activity; protein binding. The transcript is spliced from 6 exons. Bases 162 to 1154 code for a protein of 330 amino acids. The record is from RefSeq and is a predicted model, not a curated record.